Molecule: messenger RNA, 3552 nt
Organism: Herpailurus yagouaroundi (jaguarundi)
Lineage: Eukaryota; Metazoa; Chordata; Mammalia; Carnivora; Felidae
Gene: FCAMR
Product: Fc alpha and mu receptor
Exons: 7
Coding region: 375-2024 (549 amino acids)
Cellular component (GO): plasma membrane
Molecular function (GO): transmembrane signaling receptor activity
Source: RefSeq, a predicted model, not a curated record
GGACUGGAGGGGAAAUGAGAAGUGGAAGAACGGAGAUCCGUGUGUUUUCUUUGAUGCCACUGUCACCACCCCUGGAAGAGUUCUUCAAGAGUAAGUGACAGGAAGGACCACAAGGAGCCAGGGCUGGCUCCCCCCUACAAGAACUAGAAGCCGAGGCCCGAUGUGCCCUGACUUGCUGCAGGUGUGGAGGGGCGAGGGGCACAACUACGUCUCGCACUUGAAGCUUCCGGGGCUAUAGCCCCAGCUGCUUUCCAGCGCUCCGGUGCUGCCUUCUCAGUCUCAAGGUUAGAGGGAAGACGCUAGAAGGUGUCCAAACACCAGCAUCUCAAAGAGAGAAAAAGAAAAGUCCGGGUGGAUUUUACUUCUGGGCUGAGAUGGAUAGAGAAGCCUCAGCUAAGCCCGGAGAAGGACAGUGUUUUUUGCAGGUCACCAAGCAGAGGGCAGGAUGGAAAUUGCCCAUCUUCCUCACGCUGUGCCUAUUGCAAGGUUCUGCUUUGGCCCCUCCACAGAGAAGACCCCAUCUCAGAUGCCUGCGGACCGUCUCUCUGCCCUCUGCACCCCGCCUCUGGGCCAAGGAAACACUCACUCCUUUCUCACCCCUCUGCGGGAGAGGGAAGACAUCCAUCGCAGACGCAAACGCACUGAAGGGCCCGAGGCUGGUGUCUGGGGAGCCUGGGGGAACUGUCACCAUCCAGUGCCAUUAUGCCCCCUUGGCCAUCAACGUAUACGAGCGGAAGUACUGGUGCCGUCUCAGCCCCCUGACGUCGUUCUGCCACACCAUUGUGUCCACCACCGGCUAUGCUCAUCUUGGCUACCGUGGCCGCGUGACGUUUGCAGACUUCCCGCAGAGAGGCUUGUUUGUGGUGAGGCUGUCCCAACUGUCCCCGGAUGAUGUGGGCCGCUACCGCUGUGGCAUUGGGAAGAGAAACGACAUGUUCUUCUUCAGCAUGAAUCUGACCGUCUCUGCAGGUCUUUCCAGCGCCGUCCCCCCACCCACUCUGGCUGCGGGUGAGCUCGUCGUGGCAUCCCUUGGAACAGCAACACCGGUGGCCAACAGAUGGACCCCAGCAACCUCCCGGAUGACAGAAAGACAAGGAACAGGAUUCCACAGAGUUGCUCUGACUCCAGGAACCAGGAAAACAACAGCUUCCGCUGAGGGCAGGCAGACCCCAGGAAAAAAUGGAGCAGCAGCUCUAGGGACAGGUAGUCGGGUAGAGAGUUCUGUCCGGACAACAGAGAGUUCGGCUUCAACCAUCGGAGAUAUGUCCAGUACGACAGAAGGUGUUUGGGUGUGGGACACCAACGGCUCAGUAGGGGAUUUGGGCAGGCCCAGCGAGGAAGGGAGGGAGAUAACAACUACUGAGGCCGAUAGGCCACAAGAAGAAGCAGAGAAGGUCAGAACAGCUCUGGAUGUCGUCGGGAAGGUCAUAGGGACCAUCAGGCCAACAACUCUGGUCUCAGAAAAACGGGUGCAGGAAAUCUUGCAAGAAGCAACAGCCAUUGCUAAGCCCCAAGCCCUGGGCUCCAUUGAAAGAACUACCCCAGCUGCAGGCGUGUGGACCCUGGGGCCCUCCAGCAGACAGGUGGCGUCUGAGGAGGGAGCUACCGCUACCGAAGGGGACCUAGACACGCCUGCUGGAUACAGCGAUCCCCAAGCAACACCAAGCCAGGCCCCGGCAGCUGGGCCCAGGAGGCCCCUGGGCAAGGGGUAUUCCAUGAAGAGGGCUUCUCCAGGAGCGAGAAACAUCUCUCGGAUCCUGACUCCUGUCUCUACGGUGCUCUUCCCCCUCACGCUUGUGGCUCUCGUCCUGUUGCAAAGGAGGCUCCGGAUAAACAGGACCUCUCAGGAGACAGAAGGGACAGCAGGGGUCACCUUGAUUCAGAUGACGCAUUUCCUGGAACUGAGCCUCCAGCCAGACCAGCUGCCCCACGUAGAGAGGAAGAUAUUCCGGGAUGAGUCUCCUCCUCAGGCCCGUCUGACUGUCCCCGAGAGGCACCCUGGCCCCCAAGGAAUGGAACAAUAAGCUGUUCAGUCCCCAUGGAAAGAGAGCCAGGACGAAACAGCAUGACUUCAGCCUUUUUUCAUCCUUCCUCCACCUAUACAGAGGGAAGCAAAUGGACUGGGGAAACAGAGGCUGGCCGUCCUUGGGCCUAGGAAAGUCAAGCAUUUCCCACAGCCAAAGGUGGUAUAUGACUCAAAGGAGGCUGCAAGAACGGAUUUCUUAAACAUCGGCGGAGGUCACCUAGGAGAGCGUGGAACUUCCAUUUCCGGGAGUUUGAAAAUAGAGGAGGCUUCCAAUUGCUACGAAUUCUAAGCCAUCAUUCCUACUCCUUGCUAGGCAUCCCCUUUUCUCAGGUCUGUUAGCAUUCAGCCUACUGCACACAUUUAUUUAAUCAUAUUCACGUACACGAGGCUUGCCUUCUCAAGAAGAUUCUAAGCUCCUUUAGGGCAGUAAUUGUGUUUGACCCACAUCACUAUGUCCCCAGAGAACUUCCAAUUCAGUAGGGCGCCCAGUAAGUAUUUGUGCUGAACGGCUGACCAGAGGGCAUGGGCUCAGUGGCCUCCGAGGUAUUCUGAGUCCCCCUUCACUCCCCUCCAGUCCCUCGGAGGACUCCAUAGGCAGGUGUUUUCUCCAUAGAAACGAAAAGGCACAACCCCCAUUCCUCAAAUCAUCCCCCCACAUUUGGGCCCAUAGUCAUCAUGCCACAGACCUUUUGACCUGGCAAAAUUUUCUGGGAUUUUCCUAAAUUCAUGGGCGAGGAGGGUAUUUUUCAGUAGAUUCUCACCUUUUUCAUAAAGCUCCUCUUGUUCAACGGCUUCUGAAUCCUUGAGAUCAAGGACUGUUGAUGAAGUUGGGAAAUGACCAUUGGGGGGAGGGAGGGGGUGGAUGACAGAGAAGGUGGCCAGAAGGAAUUUUAUGUGGAUUCUGCUUUUAUAACCUUUUCAUCCCAUGCCUAUUGGGGAACUUUCACUCCAUCCUUGGCCCCACUGUCUUUCAGGCAUUACAUCGGCUCUUUUGUUUUCCCGAAUCUGUUAACCAACUGUCUGAACUUCAUGUUUGGGCAAAGCAGCCUUUGAGCAAUGGAAGAGAAAGAAAAGGAAGGCUCCAAUGUCAAGUUGAGAAUUGUCAAGUGGACAUUUCCAGAAGGAUCAGCCCUGCCUCCUAGGCUGUCAGCAACACCAGAAACACUUUGUUAACACAUCCUCACAGCUGGUGCUGAACCCGGACACUCUCCCCAGAAAACCAUGGAGAUCUAGUCUUCAACUUUGGUGAGAGAGACCCCAAUGUUUUGGAUACGUAGGGAAGUUGAAAACAUCUGACCAAACAGAAUCACAGAAUUUCAGAGCUAAAAGGUCCUUAGAAGUUAACCACUCUAGGGUGAGGUAACUGAAGCCUUGCGGGGGAGAAGGAAGUUGUUUAAACCCAGUUAGGAAUAGAGGAAGGCUCAGAAAAGAGAGCUCAUAACCUUGAUUUAGUGCUUUCUCCCCUUGUCACUGCUAAACAAUGUAUCAAAGCAAAACUAGUUAAAAAUAAAUCAAUGACACCACUA